Dendrobium catenatum is the source of this 1998-nucleotide messenger RNA. RefSeq names its product putative SWI/SNF-related matrix-associated actin-dependent regulator of chromatin subfamily A member 3-like 1. The record is from RefSeq and is a predicted model, not a curated record. The transcript has 3 exons. Gene Ontology annotation, molecular function: zinc ion binding; hydrolase activity, acting on acid anhydrides, in phosphorus-containing anhydrides; ATP-dependent chromatin remodeler activity. NCBI's taxonomy places the organism in Eukaryota, Viridiplantae, Streptophyta, Magnoliopsida, Asparagales, Orchidaceae. Bases 76 to 1998 code for a protein of 640 amino acids.
CACCGCCUUUCAAAAUCCCCUUGCCGCUCGGUUCUCUAGAAAACCCCUAACCCCUUACUCUCGCUUCGGCUACGUAUGGAGGAAGAAGACGAUCUCUGGAAGCAAUUCCUUGAACAAUACGACGGUGGAGAUGGCGAUGUCCUAAGUGUUCCCUCGCAAGUGUUCUCAGACUCCUACCUCAUCGGCUUCGUCAUCGCCAAUAUCGUCGGCCUCCGCUACUACUCCGGCACCAUCAAUGGUCGGGAGCUUGUGGGUCUUGUCCGCGAACCCCUCAACACGUACGAUCCCAACGCCAUCAAGGUCCUCAACUCCAGCGCAGUUCAAGUCGGUCACAUCGAGCGCACUGUGGCGGCUGUCCUUGCUCCUCUCCUCGACUCGCGCAUCAUCUCCGCCGUGGAGGCCAUCGUUCCCAAGCCCCCGCCUAGUGGAAGAAGUCCCUACCGUCUUCCCUGCCAAAUUCAUAUUUUCGCCCUCCCUGACGCCAUCCCCACAGUCCAAUGCGCCAUUGAAGACGGCGGCCUUCAUCUCUUCACUCCCGAUGACCACGAGUUCGGCCUAUCUGAGUCUGUCAUUGUCAAUGAGUCCACCUCUACUAAUGCUUCCAAGGAGCGGCGAAUGGUCGAUGAGAUAUUUGCACUUGUGGGGAAGGAGGGGAAGGGGAUUGAGCAUCUUGAACCUCCUAAGGAUGUCAUCUUGACGGAGCUGUUUCCUCACCAGAAGGAAGGGUUGGGUUGGUUGGUCAACAGGGAGAACUCACAGGACUUGCCAUUAUUUUGGAAGGAGAAGAAUGGGGGCUUUCUCAAUGUGCUGACAAAUCACUUGACAAACGACCGGCCAGAGCCGCUCAAGGGUGGAAUCUUCGCUGAUGACAUGGGAUUGGGUAAAACCCUCACUUUGUUAUCUUUGAUUGCUACUAAUAAACCAGUUAGUAGUGUUUCUUAUACCUUGGUAGACGACGUUGGAACAUCUAGUGCAAGGAAGCACAAGUCUGGCAACAAAAAGGUUGUGAGUUCUAGGAAGAAACGUAAAACAGAUGUUGAUGAUUAUAAUGGUGGCAUUUUGGAUAGCAAGGAUAAGGUUUCAAGCCCCAAAACAACUUUAGUUGUUUGCCCAUCAUCGGUCCUUACGACUUGGAUAGCUCAACUGGAGCAACAUACUAGACCUGGUAGUUUACAGGUGUAUUUGUAUCAUGGGGAGCGCAAAAAGGAAGUGGAUUUGCUCCUGAGCCAUGAUCUUGUGCUGACAACAUAUAAAACUUUGGCUUUGGAGUUUAGCUCAUCACAGUCCCCUCUGAAGAAGAUAGAGUGGUUGAGAGUUAUUUUGGAUGAGGCCCAUGUUAUUAAGAACUUCUUAUCACAACAAACUAAAGCAGUUGUUGAGUUGAAGGCUGAGAGGAGGUGGGUAGUAACAGGAACUCCAAUACAGAAUAAUUCCUUUGAUUUGUACUCUCUCAUGGCAUUUUUAAGGUUUCUUCCGUUCUCAAUUAAGAACUAUUGGCAGAGACUUGUCCAACGUCCAUUGGAUCAAGGGAGCGCUAGUGGAAUAGCACGCUUACAAGCCUUGAUGGCAAGUAUUUCCUUACGAAGAAUGAAAGGAACUAAUAGUGGAAGCAAUAGUUUGGUUGGACUGCCAUCAAAAACUGUUGAAACUUGCUUUGUGGAACUCUGUUCCGAAGAACGUGAGCAGUAUGAGAAGAUGGAAUCAGAGGCAAGAAGUACACUGAGGGAGUAUAUUAAUGCUGACACCAUAUUGCGCAAUUACUCUACUGUACUGCACAUUAUAUUACGACUUCGUCAGAUCUGUAAUAAUGUGGCUUUAUGCCCCUCGGAUCUCAAAUCACUACUUUCAUCAAACAGUUUUGAAGGUAUGUCUUCUACUAGCUUGAUUUUUGGGCUGCUGUUUGAAGAGAUUUUGGGGCUGUUUUUGGACAGAAUUUGGACAGUUUUUGGGACUGAUUUGGUGGCUGUUUUGGGAGGAAUUCCAAGAGACUUUUGCUGA